GGUGGAGCGGGCUCGGGAGCUGCCGUUGCCGCCGCCGCCCGGCAGCGCGCGCCGGGGACGGCGCGAGGCGCUCCCGCCACGGCGCCUCCCGCCCGGCGGGCGGCUCCCCUUCGCCUCAGCCGCGGGGAGCGGGUGCGGGAUGGCCGCCUCGGGCGGGCUGGAGCGCGGCGCGCUGGGCUGGGCUGAGCUGAGCUGAGCGGUGCGGAGCGAGCCGCGGCCGCCUGCGAGGACCAUGCCGUCGGGAAGGGAGCCGGGCGCCCCUCGGCUGCGGGAUCCGAGCGGGCCGUCCGCCCUGUCAGCGCCCGGCAGCGCCUAAAGCCGCGCCGCGCUGCCCCCGCGCAUCGCCAUGGACGAGCGCUUCAACAGGUGGCUGCUGCCGCCGCUGCUGGCCCUGCUCUUCUUGCUCAUCGUCUACCAGUACGUGUCGCCCGCCUGCCCCGGCGCCGCCUGCCCCCGCCGCCCGCCGGCCUCCGCCGCCCGCCGCUGGGGGGGCCCGGCGGAGCGGGAGGAGGAGGAGGCGGCGGCGGCGGCGGGCGCCGCGGAGGAGGAGGAGGAGGAGGCGGAGGCGGCGGCGGCGGCGCUGCCGCGGCUGGUGGCCAAGUUCCCGUUCGCGCGGGGGGAGCUGUGUCGGCGGGUGCGGUUCGACAUGCGGGGCCGCGACGUGAUCGUCUUCCUCCACAUCCAGAAGACGGGCGGCACCACCUUCGGGCGGCACCUGGUGCGCAACAUCCGCCUGGAGCAGCCCUGCUACUGCCGGGCCGGGCAGAAGAAGUGCGCCUGCCACCGCCCGGGCGGCGACAAGGACACCUGGCUCUUCUCCCGCUUCUCCACCGGCUGGAGCUGCGGGCUGCACGCCGACUGGACCGAGCUCACCAGCUGCGUGCCCGCCGCUAUGGAACGCCGGGGCUGCGCCGGUAACCGCACCCUCAGGAACUUCUAUUACAUCACGAUGCUGAGGGAUCCGGUGUCACGGUACUUGAGUGAAUGGAAACAUGUCCAGAGGGGUGCGACGUGGAAAACUUCCCUUCAUAUGUGUGACGGAAGAAGCCCAACACCAGAUGAGCUGCCUACCUGUUACGAAGGAGACGACUGGUCUGGAGUCAGUUUACAGGAAUUCAUGGAUUGUAGCUACAACUUGGCCAACAACCGCCAGGUGCGCAUGCUGGCAGACCUCAGCCUGGUGGGAUGCUACAACUUGACUUUCAUGAAUGAGAGUGAAAGAAAUAUGAUCCUUCUCCAAAGCGCCAAGAACAAUCUGAAAAAUAUGGCCUUCUUUGGGCUCACAGAAUUUCAGAGGAAAACGCAGUAUCUCUUUGAGAGGACAUUCAACCUGAAAUUCAUUUCCCCGUUCACCCAAUUCAAUGUUACGCGGGCCUCCAACGUGGACAUUGGUGAGGAUGUGCGGCAACGGAUAGAGGAGCUGAAUUUCUUGGACGUGCAGCUGUACGAAUAUGCGAAGGACCUGUUCCUGCAACGCUUCCAGUACUCCAAGCAAGAGGAGCAUCAGAAGAACCGGCUAAAGAGGCGAGAGGAGCGGCGGCUGCUGCGGGAGCAGAGAGCUCACCAGUGGCCAAGGGAAGAGGCAGCAGAAGUAGCCGUUACUGAAGAUUAUAAUAGUCAGGUCGCAAGGUGGUGAUGCUUCUCCAUCUUGACUAACCAAUGAGAGGAUCAGAGAGUUUGUGCAACUUGGCUACCUGGGAAUUAGCCAAGGAAGGCCUACUGCUUUGGUAAACGAGACCAUGUCUGACAGCUACCCCUCCUUGUCUCAGUUUUUCUUGGUUUCUGCCAGUGAGGAGAAUGUAUUUUUUUCUUAAUAGGUAUUGAUUAGUGUUAUUAAAUGGCAGUAGAAUAGAUUCCUGUCCAAAAAGACUUCUUCAAAGCCCUAAGCUAGGAGGAUGGAUUGAAGAGAGAGCUAUAUCCUUUGCGUUAACAGAUGUACGCUAUACAAUCUGAGCUACCAAAACUUGUGCAGACGUGAAUGAAAAAUUGGGAAAAAAUACCUAGUUUGGUUCCUCUGUGACAUGAGAGCUGGUUUAUUUCAUACUGUCCUUUGCAACUGUAUUGCGUAGCUUUCUAGUGAAUGCAGUGGAGGAAAGCACAUUGCCCUUCAAAUUUCUACGUGCUGUGUUUUGAUUAAGGGGACAACUUGCUAAGGUGAUUAAAAAAGACCUAGGAAAUGCGGGAUUGGGGCAUCACUUGUUCUGUUCUGUUAGCCAGCCAUCAGAGAUGAUUUAUAAGUGAAGUGAUGGAGGGGUUGGCUUAUUUCUCCGCAGAUGUUGAGACUUACUGAACCCAGCCAGGUAGCAGCUAUCUUUCUGAGUGUGUGUGGCAAAGGGAAAGCCUUGAGAAAUUAGGUCCAUGUGGCAGCUGAGCACACAUUGUGGAGAUUAUCUGGCUGGAGGCAAUGAAAUCAGCCUUCACAUUCACAAAAGGUGAAGAGGGGCCAAGCAAACUACAGGGAAGAGGAAAGGGAGAGCAGGAAAAGCUUAAAUAUUAGUGUGACAUUUUCCAGAUUUGCUGUAAAAGCCUGGAGAUAUAUUGUCUGUGAAGGUGGGCAGGUUUAUGAUAUUGUCUGUUAAAAUACACUGAUGCCAAGUGAAUACAACUUAAAUUGGUUUUCUCUCGAACUACGGUAGUGGCUAGACAAAAAAAGUCAGCUUUCGUUUUUAUAGGAUACAUAAUGGAUAUGUGGAAAGUCUUGAUAUUUAUUACUCUGUAUGAAGAUUCUUUGUAAAUUUAUUGUUUUCAUGAUGAGAGAUCUGUAUCUGUUUUUCUUCCUUGUCUAGAAAAAGAUUCAAUGGGUUCUUCCUCCAUGUGUUACAUUCUUGUGGCUAAACUGCAUCUAUUUAUUCCAAGAUUUUAUGUUGUUCCAUUCGUAACAGUGAAAUUUUAAAAAGAGGGUCCUGUGCACCAUAGAUCUUUUGAGAGAGUUUUUUUCCUUCUUCUUCUAGCAUAAAUGUAAAGCAUUAGGAGGAAAUUUCUCUAAGUGCCUCAACGUGGCUGCUAAAUCGAGAUGCUGAAAGUAUAUUAUUGCAUGCAUGAACGGCUUUUACCUUACAGAUUUGCUAAUUAGAAUUUCCGGAGUACCUGAUGUGGAUGCACAUUUCUCAUUUAUUUUCAAAAUUCAAGGUUUUUAUCCAGUCAGUAAAAAAAUAAGAGGCUGAAUUUGAAAAUUUCUCCCUUCAUUUCCAAGUCUUUUUUUUUAGUACAUGCUGUAUCUUCUUUUCUUCCGACAAUGCUAUUGCUGCUUAUCUAUGCACAAUAUCAAAACUAUGAUCUAACGAUCCUGUUGAGAUUUAAAGCAUACAAUAAUACAUUAAACAUGGAAUAUCAUAAUGCCUGUUAAGAAGUGAAGAGGGCUACCGGGACGGUGCCUCAUUAUCAAGGUAGUUUAUUAGCAAUAUGCUGCUUAAUGCCCGAUCGUCCAUAUGCUACUUUUGGGGUGAGUAGCGGUGGGUUUUGGUCCCUAAUAUCUGUUCCACUGGUGGAUCACGUCCAUCUCCUCCCACCUCCGUGUUCAGAAGGGAAAACGCGGGACUGCAGAUCGUUAUUCUCCUGCCCAAGCGUGAGAUGUCUGCCUUAGAGAGGAGUGAGGAGCUCUCUAGACUCCCUGGACGGAGCUGCUUGGAUCCCCAUCGCCUGGAAGAGGUACUCAGACACCUCGCUCACGUGUGGACACCUACCUUCAGAGUUCUAAAUCGCAAUGUUUGCAGUCUAGGACUGCAGCUCACGCUGGGUGUCCUGGCUGCAGGACGGUGAGGCGGUGGAGAGCUGAGCCUGGUCGGUAUUACUGCACCUCUAGUGCAGUGCAGGUAAUUUGAAGUGCUCUGACGUCUUACCCGCUGGCACCGGGGCUUCAGGCUGGGCUGGCCGUGGCCCUGUGGAGGGAAGGAGCUUUUUGGCCGGUGAUGCGGGGAUGACAGGGAGCUGUUGCAUCUCUCUGUUCCCAGGCCCGUUGCUGCAUCUUGCUGCAGACCCCGCAGCAGGAGAGGGGAAGGAUGCCUUUGGCACCUGAUACCUUAUGUCCGGGAUUUGCAGGCGUGCUCCUCAUUUCCAUGAGCACAGGGGGGCUAGGGGUGCUGGGGGGACCCCGAAGGGUCGCGCA
Molecule: messenger RNA, 4105 nt
Organism: Harpia harpyja (harpy eagle)
Lineage: Eukaryota; Metazoa; Chordata; Aves; Accipitriformes; Accipitridae
Gene: HS6ST3
Product: heparan sulfate 6-O-sulfotransferase 3
Exons: 2
Coding region: 347-1636 (429 amino acids)
Cellular component (GO): membrane
Molecular function (GO): heparan sulfate 6-sulfotransferase activity
Source: RefSeq, a predicted model, not a curated record